AUGAACAACAUUCUCCUGGACGUGGUGAAGGCAUGUGUCCACGCUGUGGUGUUAUUGGUUGUAGGUGUGUUGACGUAUGUGACCUUGGUGACGAUACGUGGCUCCCAGUAUCUGCGCCAUAAAGUUCGCUAUCAUCUGCUCCUGCAGCACUGUAUCUGUCUCACAGUCUUCUACGCUGUGGGCAGUGUGAUACACGGCAUUCGCUCCCUGCAUCUCCCCAUCACACGCCUUACCUGCUGGGUCCUGUUUGACAUCCAGGUGGUGUUUGGGGGUGGCAUCACCUUCACCCUCACCCUCAUGUGCAUGUGCACGUGUCUCGCUGUGUGCUGCCCGCUGCAAUUCGAACCGCUGGUGAACUACUACUACUUGUUGAUAAUAUUAGCAUGGAUCAUGGCUCUGAUAAACCCACUGGUUUAUACGGCGUUAGCGUUUGUACAGAAGUCAUGGCACUAUGUGAUCUCCCCAGACGAAAAGUGCCCCACAGCUCUGGAGGGAACAGAGUUCAGCAUGAACAUGCUGCUGUUUCUCAACAUCAUGGUGAUGCUUAUCUUCAGCAGUUACUUCCUCAUCUGUCUGGAGGGUCACCAAUUAGGUCAUUUCUCUUGGUCUAACAGAAGAGCACGUCGAACCAUCCUCAUCCACAUGCUGCAGUUCAGCCUGUACCUCGUACCCACUUACAUCGUCAUCUCCGGCAUGCACAUGGAGAUCGCUGGAGAAAUCGUCACUUUCCUGUUAUUCAGCAUGUCACAGGUUCUCAGUCCAGUCAUUUACAGUCUACAGUGUGAGGAAUUCAGCACAGAAAUCCCACAUUUAAUCCCUAAGUGCUGUUAUGAGUGUGUGACCCAUGAGCCCGGUGCAAGUGGGGAGCAGCGUGAAAGCCCCUGGUCAAGCAGACGUCCCUCAGUAGCAGUGAUCAGUACAGGAACCAGCACCAACCCGUGUACCAUUAAUCUCCACGUGUCUGCCAAUGACUCUGAUGAAAAGAACAACGAUCACAUUAGUGAAGAAUACGAGGAAACUUUAGUGUGA
Messenger RNA from Tachysurus vachellii, 1029 nucleotides. RefSeq lists its product as uncharacterized. The transcript has a single exon. Bases 1 to 1029 code for a protein of 342 amino acids. Lineage: Eukaryota; Metazoa; Chordata; Actinopteri; Siluriformes; Bagridae. The record is from RefSeq and is a predicted model, not a curated record. Gene Ontology annotation, cellular component: membrane.